GCGCGGCCAUCAGCUCCAUGGACAUCGACCGGCCAGGCGAGGGCAAGUGCCAGCCCAUCGAGAUCCCUAUGUGCAAGGACAUCGGCUACAACAUGACCCGCAUGCCCAAUCUCAUGGGCCACGAGAACCAGCGGGAAGCGGCCAUCCAGCUGCACGAGUUCGCCCCGCUGGUGGAGUACGGCUGCCACGGCCACCUCCGCUUCUUUCUGUGCUCCCUCUAUGCUCCCAUGUGCACGGAGCAAGUCUCCACCCCCAUCCCCGCCUGCCGGGUCAUGUGCGAGCAGGCCCGGCUCAAGUGCUCCCCCAUUAUGGAGCAGUUCAACUUCAAGUGGCCUGACUCGUUGGACUGCAGCAAACUCCCCAACAAGAAUGAUCCCAACUACCUGUGCAUGGAGGCCCCCAACAACGGCUCCGAUGAGCCGGCCCGCGGCUCUAGCAUGUUCCCGCCGCUCUUCCGGCCCCAGCGGCCCCCCAGUCCCCCGGAGCAGCAGCAGCCUAAGGACGGCUUGGGCCGCUCGGGCUGCAGCAACCCGGGCAAGUUCCACCACGUGGAGAAGAGCUCCUCCUGCGCGCCCCUCUGCACUCCUGGAGUGGACGUGUACUGGAGCCGAGCGGACAAGCAGUUUGCCGUGGUGUGGUUGGCCAUCUGGGCGGUUCUCUGCUUUUUCUCCAGCGCCUUCACAGUGCUCACCUUCCUAAUCGAUCCUCCCCGCUUCAGGUACCCAGAGCGCCCCAUCAUCUUCCUCUCUAUGUGCUACUGCGUCUACUCCGUGGGCUACCUCAUCCGCCUGUUCGCCGGGGCGGAGGGCAUCGCCUGUGACAGGGACAGCGGCCAGCUCUACGUCAUCCAGGAAGGGUUAGAGAGCACCGGUUGCACCAUCGUCUUCUUGGUCCUCUACUACUUUGGCAUGGCCAGCUCGCUCUGGUGGGUCAUCCUCACUCUUACCUGGUUCCUGGCCGCAGGGAAGAAGUGGGGCCACGAGGCCAUCGAGGCCAACAGCAGCUACUUCCACCUUGCUGCCUGGGCCAUCCCUGCGGUCAAGACCAUCAUGAUCCUGGUGAUGAGGAGGGUGGCUGGGGAUGAGCUGACAGGCGUGUGCUAUGUGGGCAGCAUGGACGUGAAUGCACUCACUGGUUUUGUCCUGGUCCCCUUGGCCUGUUACCUCAUCAUUGGCACCUCCUUCAUCUUGUCGGGCUUCGUGGCCCUCUUCCACAUUCGGAGGGUGAUGAAGACAGGGGGUGAGAACACAGACAAACUGGAGAAGCUCAUGGUCCGCAUCGGGGUCUUCUCCGUGCUAUACACGGUGCCGGCCACCUGCGUGAUCGCCUGCUAUUUCUACGAGCGCCUCAACAUGGAUUAUUGGAAGGUGCUGGCUGCCCAACACAAAUGCAGGGUGAACAACCAGACUAAAGCCCCGGACUGCAUGAUGAGCAUCAUCCCUGCCGUGGAGAUCUUCAUGGUCAAAAUGUUCAUGCUGCUGGUGGUAGGCAUCACCAGCGGGGUGUGGAUUUGGACUUCCAAGACGCUGCAGUCUUGGCAGAACGUGUGCAGCCGGCGCUUGAAGAAGAGGAGCAGGAGGAAACCUACCACAGUGAUCUCGGCCGGUGGAAUCUACAAAAAGGCCCAGCACCCCCCAAAAGGUCACCACGGGAAGUACGAAGCAGCCACACAGCCACCCACCUGCGUGUGAAGGGGGGAGGGAGCUGUCGGGACUUUGGGGACUAAACGGCUAAAGAAAGCUGUUUCCCACUGCAAAAGACUUGUACAGGACUCCAGGAAAAGGGCGGGGGAACUAAACCCUGGUGCUUUUCUCAGAUAUAUUUGGGGUCGAGGGCAGGGAGCUUUUGAAAUUAAAAAAAAGAAAAGAUUAUUGCCCUUAAAUUCAGGAUGUCGCCAUACAUUUCCCGGUUAAAUGUACUUAAUUAAGAGUUUAAUACGAAACAAAUAUUGUCAGUGAAAUGGCCUCUUCUGUUUACCCAUUUGAAGCAGCUUGUUGGGGGAUUAUAUGUGUUAUACAUACAUAUUAUAUAUGUGUAUAUAUGUAUAUUUACAUGUGUGUGAUACAUACACACGUGUGGUAUUUAUACAUAUAUAUCUGACUGAUAUAUAUGUGUAUCUGUAGAUAUAUAAUAUAAAAUACCAAUCCUGGAUGGAAUCAGAGUGGGCUUUCGCUCUGUCUUGGGCAGUGACGAGUAAAGGAAGAGCAGACUUCUGGGGCUAGUAGAGGAAUCUCUCCCUAGGGCUCCCAGCUUCCCAAACUUCUUUCUCUGUAAGCAGAAGUCCCCAUUCCAGAGGCCCACCCUCAGGUCAUGGCCCUGUAGCAACCUAAACCCAGAAAUCCCUUUAACAGACCCAAAAAGGCUAAUCGAUAGGGUCCCAAAACUUUCCACUCAAUCUGAAACUUUCCCCCUGCCCAAAGCAACCCCAAACCAGCCUGCCAACUUCUGGGCAGCAUCCACACGCAAACGAUGUGCAAUACAUUUUUUCUCCCCCCAAGAAAUAAGAAAAAAGAAACAAGUAUUUUGCUGUACAUAAAGAACACAAAAGAAAGCUCCUAACAAAAGAACUGAGAGGUCUAGCCCUCCGAAACCCUUUAGCGUUACAUUUUGUGGCUUUUUAAUGGAAAUCAAGGCAAUGUUAUACAAGUUGGGACUGAUUUGUGGAAAAAAAAAAAGAGAGAGAGAGAGGGAUCAUUCAAAGGUACCCAAAAGGGCUUAUUGACUCUUUCCAUUGUUAAACAAAUUCUGGCCAUGAAUAGAUACGAAGCACUUGUGGUGCAAAGGGAAAUUGUGUAUAUUGUGGUGCUCUUUGCUGUGCAGGAAAAGCCCAGGUUCCUAGCUGUAUAUAUUUGUAACAUAUGAUUAUUUUUCAUGCUCCACUAUUUUAUUAAAAAAAAUAAAAUAUGUUCUUUAGUUUGCUGAUA
Molecule: messenger RNA, 2924 nt
Organism: Monodelphis domestica (gray short-tailed opossum)
Lineage: Eukaryota; Metazoa; Chordata; Mammalia; Didelphimorphia; Didelphidae
Gene: FZD10
Product: frizzled class receptor 10
Biological process (GO): canonical Wnt signaling pathway; non-canonical Wnt signaling pathway
Cellular component (GO): membrane
Molecular function (GO): Wnt-protein binding; transmembrane signaling receptor activity
Source: RefSeq, a predicted model, not a curated record